UUUCGUUUCUUCUUGUUGUAUCACCAACAGCAUCUCUGGGUAUCCCUACCGUCGUGGCUCCUAUAGAAGCUGUAGAACGCUCAUACGUAGCUUCAAUAUUCGUAUCUGCAUUUGCUGUGGUAACUGACUAGUGAACUUCCUGACACAUUUCAUGGAUAUUAGCGCGAAUGUGUGAUCCAUGCAUGCGGUAUUCGAUAUUUGUUCGGCGGUUUUCCUCUGAGUUAUUGUUCAUCAACUGGGAAAAACACAAAUUAACGAUUUACUUGACGAAACACUACGCGUAACGACCAUUUGUGCAUUUGUUUAAUGAUCGUUGUAAUUUUUGCUCGUGUUUUCCAUAUUGUUGCGGUGCUUUACAGUGCAAUCGGGUCUCCUGUGUUGUUAGUAAUGCAUUAGCAUCGAACGUGAAAGAAAGGUAAAAGUGUGAAAAUCGAUUGUGUAACCGCUGGGACUCUAUCUCCAAGGCAACCUCAUUUUACGUGGUCUAGCUUCGAUCCACAGCAUCGCACAGUUCUUUGCAGCACAGCUCACCAAGUUCGCGGUGUGUUUAAAGUACCCUUGUAGUUUCUUCAACGAAGCGUGAUUGUGUUUCUUUGAUAAGCUAAUGGUGCCAGUGGAAAAGAUUCAAUUGUAAUUAGUGCUUUGCCUCCGGAUCCAUUAAGAAAUAGAUUAACACUUGUAAGAGGCAAAUUAUUUGAUUUGUUGUAUAUCGAAAAUGAAGAAGUACGUGUGCUUUGUGCUGCUGCUAUUUGGAUAUGGUGUUGCUGGUGUUGAUGACAGGAGUGUGAAAAAACGACAAAUUUAUCGUGAACAAGUUGUGCCUCAUGCAGGCGGAAAAAUUCCAGACUCAGCCUUCGACACGGAUCGCCUUUUACUGAAUCGAUUACAAAAGGAUGGUUUCGCCGUGCCAGAUGGAGUUAUUCUAGAGCAAAGAAAUCCCCAGGUACACCCUUACACUGCGAAAGCCAGUCGUCCAGUGUAUCACGUAGCACUCACAUCAGAUGGAAGAUACACACCAGUAGAAGGACGUUACCUUCACCCAUUCACGCCAUCGUUAGAAACUACUUAUCUUUACCCACAAGUGCAUGAUGAACCGAUUCGAGUCCCGUCUGAUUUACCCAAAUUCCCUGUUUACCGGAAGCUCACUUUCCCCAACGAAUUAGCGAUAGAUAAUACAAAGUUCUACUCGCCACCAAGCAAAUUGUCAUAUAGAUCGAAGCAUAAUCGAGGAUACCUGCCCAAUCACAGCGAUUUCAAGUAUAAUGCCAAACAUUACCCAACGGGAGGUGUUUCAUGGUCACAACUCCAUCAGGACUACGGUUCAUCCCGAAUAUUCACCGAUUUCGAUAGUUUCUUCAACGGAAAACAUAAUUUGCAUAAAGCGCCGUAUAAAGCGCGGGACAUUCAACGUCUAGCGACAAGAAACACGAAAAAGAUCAGUGGUGAGAGCCACACUUCGUACUUUACUUUUCGGAUCAUGAUAGAGCAACUUAACCCAGCGCACACGGUUAUGAACAUUUUAACGGAAAUUAACAAGAUACCUUCAAAAAUCCAGUUCACCAUGGAAAUGGAAGCAAAUGGACCCCCACUGUUCCUAGACCUGCAAAACAUAAACAACAAAGAUAAAUUCGAAUUAGAACUAUAUGGGAAACUUACAGCAAUCCAGACAACGGUAGCAAGGAUAAAAACAGCAAUGACCAUGCACAUUACCGAAGAAGCACAUAAGACGCAAUGUCGUCAGGUCCUGUUUCUUUCCCCGAAUCGAUUCAUUUUAUUGCUCCAAGACGCGCUAGCAUGUGGAAUUGCUCCAAACGUCGAUAGUGCUUGUGAAGUGGGGAUGAACAAUUGUUCUGUUGAAAUCUGCUUGAAAUGUUCUCACCAUCUAUCUGUCCUGGUUCGUCGAUCGGGCUACGGUUCUCUCUAUCAACCACAAGCAAUCCUGCUACAGCCAGCACCUAAGAAAGAAAAAGGCCAAGACUUGAGCAAAAUUCCAGGCGUUCCUGGAGUAGAUUAUCCUCUUUAUCAUGAAGUACCACACACGAACUUCAACUGCCACGAUGUUCCAGCAGUUCCCGGAAUGUACGCCAACGUAGAAACCGGAUGUCAAGCAUACCAUGUUUGUCACGAUGGUCGUGAAGGAUACCAAGGCGCUGCCUUUCUUUGCACCAACGGAACCAUUUUCAAUCAGAAAGAAUUCGCUUGUGAUUGGUGGUACAAUGUCAAUUGUGCUGAAGCAACGCAAUACUACCACCUCAACGCCGACCCAGAGCACAAUCCCUAUACGCCCAAAAAGAAGCCUGAAGAACCAGCAGACAAAUAUUUAUACCAUAUUUAACAAGCAACCCUCAUGGUAUUUCAAUUGUAUUUAAUCACCAUCCACAUCCGAGCGCUUUUCAAUAAAAUGACGUGAAAAGUA
This is a messenger RNA of Hermetia illucens (black soldier fly), 2416 nucleotides long. RefSeq lists its product as uncharacterized. NCBI's taxonomy places the organism in Eukaryota, Metazoa, Arthropoda, Insecta, Diptera, Stratiomyidae. The record is from RefSeq and is a predicted model, not a curated record. The transcript is spliced from 11 exons. Gene Ontology annotation, molecular function: chitin binding. The coding region runs from base 716 to 2335 and encodes 539 amino acids. Gene Ontology annotation, cellular component: extracellular region.